CCCCAAGCACUGCGUCACACAUCAAUGUCCCUCAUCUAUCAUCGGUCACUCAGCAGGAACGAAAAAGACACAAACGCCAUUGAUUCCUUAAGUCAGGAGACCCAACAAUUCCACCAACCAACACACCCUCAGCUCCAUUCGCUCGACCGGCCUUCAUCAGGGGAGCCAUGCUCGUCACGUCACUCGGCUUACGAACUCCAGAUGCCGCGGCCGGGAUGGUCUACGGCUCCUCGGGCUCUCUAAAGCAGCCGCAGCAGUCGGGGCAGUCGAGCAGCCACGCCCCGCAUCUGCUCUCAGCGCACCGGUCGAUGCGGUCGGCAAGCCCGAUAGCAAAGCGGAGGGCGACGAACAUGAGUGCGACCGCAAGGCAGACUCCCGACCAGAAGACACCGUGGAAAGUCUGACCGCUUGUCGCGAGUAUGACGAUGGCGAUCGCCAGAAACAGAACUGCCAUCCAGAGGUAAAAGCAGCCGACCCGCCUCUGUCAACACAGAAUGAAUGACGCACGCACACAUCUCAAAUGAAAUGGCCAUCCAUCCCUGCCCCCCUGUCGCCUUACUUGUUUUCGUGCGGCAUCGCUCUCGCGUAGUGCCGGUGGUUGUCCCAGCCCCUCCACGCCCGCCUCGACCCUUAUGGAAGGCUGGCCCUCCCCGCCAUGCCCAGGGAAGCUGUUAGCGUCGAUUGUCACGUCGUCAGCUGUCAGAUCUGGGUGAUCCGGGAACUUGAUCAGGGCCGCACUGUAGCCGUCAAGGACCGGAGCAAAUGCAGCUUUGAGCAACCUUUGAAGCUCACUGCGAAGAAUGCCACGCCUGAAGGAUAUCGAUGUGCUGUUCGGAAGGUUCACAAGCCGCUGAAAUGUCCGCUCAUCUGGCCGGUUGUCGUAGAAUCGGAGGCGGAACUCCAGCCGUAUGCUCAUCGCCUUCACGUUCACGUUCGCUGACGGCUGUCUGGUAGGGGAGAUCUGCCGCCGCGUCACUCACUGCGGAAGAAAUGGAUGAAUGAUGGAAAUGCUG
Messenger RNA from Vitrella brassicaformis, 1013 nucleotides. The record is from the annotation of a GenBank genome assembly. Lineage: Eukaryota; Vitrellaceae.